Chelonia mydas (Green sea turtle) is the source of this 10961-nucleotide messenger RNA. RefSeq names its product collagen type VI alpha 3 chain (gene COL6A3). Lineage: Eukaryota; Metazoa; Chordata; Testudines; Cheloniidae. Gene Ontology annotation, molecular function: serine-type endopeptidase inhibitor activity; protein binding. The coding region runs from base 497 to 10174 and encodes 3225 amino acids. The record is from RefSeq and is a predicted model, not a curated record. The transcript has 46 exons.
CAGGGAACCAGCAUGAAACAGCGAUCCCGUUUGCAAGAGCCCCCCACGCACAGCGACUCGGCAAGUUGAUCGGAGGGGAGACAGAGUUUAGUUUGAAGAGCUGUGGGACAGAGGCUCUGUGACAUCACCCUCGCAGAAGGGCCAGAAGAAACAGCGUCAUGCGAGUCUGUUUUUCAUUUACAGUUUGGGUCACUCAGUGGGGCGGCCUUGACUGUAACGCUGGAGACAAUCCAGUUCGGAGCUGCAUCCUCCACCAAAGGCAGCUCCGCUUUCUGCUGCUCCAGACUCACUGGGGAAACGGCAGGAGGAUUUUUACCAUUCCCAGCCCCACGUUCACUGUGGAGAAUAAACACACUCCAGGAAGGGGAGAUUGAACGCCAAGGAGGAGGGAUGAGUCCAAUCUGCAAAUAAUUUGGCGUAAAAGGUCUGGGAACAAGUAAUUCUUCGCAUUUCUUUGGGGGUCACACAUUUGGUGCUGUGAAAAACACAACAAAAAAUGAGGAGACAUCGGCAUUUGCCGCUAGCGGCAGUCUUUUGCCUCAUGCUCUCAGGCUGUUGUAUGGUUGAUGCUCAGCAACAGGGAGAUGUCAAAAUCGUUGCUGCUGGUGAUAUAAUAUUUCUAGUGGAUUCCUCUUGGAGCAUUGGAAAGGAACAUUUCCAACUUGUCCGGGAGUUUCUGUAUGAUGUUGUAAAAUCUUUAGCUGUGAGAGGAAAUGAUUUUCGUUUUGCCCUGGUCCAGUUCAGCGGAAACCCACACACAGAGUUCCAGUUAAAUACGUAUCACUCUAACCAAGAUGUCCUGUCCCAUAUUUCGAACAUGCCUUAUCUGGGGGGAGGCACCAAGACUGGAAAAGGAUUAGAAUACCUAAUCCAAAACCAUCUCACUAAAGCUGCUGGAAGCAGAGCAAGUGAUGGCGUCCCCCAGAUUAUUAUAGUGUUAACGGACGGACGAUCCCAGGAUGAUGUCGCUCUGCCAUCAUCUGUCCUUAAGUCUGCUGAUGUAAACGUGUUUGCAAUUGGAGUGCAGGAUGCAAUGGAAGGGGAAUUAAAGGAAGUAGUGAGUGAACCCCGAGAUACGCACCUUUUCAACCUAGAGAAUAUUACUGCUCUCCACGCCAUAGUAGGAGACUUAGUGGCAAGUGUUUGUUCAUCUCUGACUCCAGAAAUGGCUGGAGCAAAAGGAGUGAUUAAAGACGUCACAGCGCAAGAAUCUGCUGACCUUAUUUUCCUUAUUGACGGAUCAAACAACAUCGGAAGUGUCAAUUUCCCAGCCAUACGUGAUUUCCUUGUAAAUUUCAUUGAAAGACUCUCAGUUGGAACUCAGGAGAUACACAUUGGGGUGGUGCAGUAUAGUGACCAGCCCAGAACUGAGUUCUCUUUGAACCGCUACUCCACAAAAGCUGAUGUUCUGAAUGCAGUGAAGGCCCUUAGUUUCCUUGGUGGUGAGGAAGCUAACAUUGGUGCAGCACUCGAAUCUGUGGUGGAGAACCACUUCACACGGGCAGGAGGCAGCAGAAUAGAGGAAGGCGUGCCUCAGGUUUUAGUGCUGAUAAGUGGUGGAGAGUCUAGUGAUGAUAUUCGAGAGGCAGUGUUAGCGGUGAAGCAAGCUAGUAUAUUUUCAUUUAGUAUUGGGGUCCUGAAUGCUGACAGUGCAGAGCUUCAGCAGAUUGCUACUGAUGGAAGCUUCACAUUUACUGCCCUGGAUAUUCGUAACCUUGCUGAUCUUCAGGAACUCUUACUGCCAAACAUUGUUGGAGUGGCCCAAAGACUCAUUUUGUUAAAUGCCCCAACCUUUGUCACAGAAGUUGUUGAAGUGAACAAGAAGGACAUAGUCUUCCUGGUAGAUGGCACAACUGCAUUGGGACCUUCCCAGUUUGGUGCAAUCCGUGAUUUCAUUGCCAAAAUCAUCCAAAGGCUGGAAAUUGGACCAGACCUUAUCCAAGUCGCUGUGGCACAAUAUGCAGAUACUGUGAAACCAGAGUUCUAUUUUAGUGCCAGUCAGAAUAAAAAAGAGGUCAUCAGUGCUGUAAGGAAAUUGAAGUUAAUCGGUGGUACGUCACUCAAUACAGGUUUGGCAUUGGACUUUGUUAGGAAAAACUUCUUCACCAGUUCUGCAGGGUACAGGAGUGACGAAGGUGUUCUGCCCAUGCUGGUGCUCAUUACCGGUGGUAAGUCCACAGAUGAUGUUUCCCAACCAGCAGCAGAGAUUAAACGGAAUGGAAUUGUGGUUCUCACCAUCGGGUCCAAAAACGCAGUUCAGUCGGAACUUCAAGCAAUUGCCCAGGAAGCAAACUUUGCGUUCUCUUCAGCUAGCUUCAGUACCCCAGCUUUACAAGGCAUUCUCCCUGAAGUGCUGACACCUAUAAGAACACUCUCUGGAGAAGUAGUUAUUCAAGAAAUACCACAAGUUCAAAGCAAAAGGGAUAUCAUCUUUCUUUUGGAUGGAUCACUCAACGUUGGAAAUGCCUACUUCCCAUUUGUACGCGACUUUGUUGUGAGCCUAGUUAACGACCUUGAUGUUGGAAAUGACAAUGUACGCGUUGGCCUAGUACAGUUUAGUGACACUCCUACAACUGAAUUCUUUCUAAACACAUUCCCAACCAAGGCAGAGAUCAUUACUCGCCUGAGGCAGUUGUUCCCUAGAGGGGGAUCAGUGCUGAAUACUGGCUUGGCACUAGACUUUGUCCUUACGAAUCACUUCACUGAAGCUGGUGGGAGCAGAAUAGAUGAACAAGUUCCACAGGUCCUGGUCCUGCUUGUAGCAGGGCAGUCUGCUGACGCAGUCAUACAAGCGUCCAAUGCAUUAGCUCGGGCUGGAGUGCUGACGUUUUGUGUUGGAGUUAGAAAUGCUGAUAAGGCAGAACUUGAGCAGAUGGCAUUUAAUCCAAGAAUGGUGUAUUUUAUGGAUGAUUUCAAUUCUCUGGCAGCUUUACCACAGGAGUUAAUUAAUCCUUUAACAACAUAUGUUAGUGGAGGUGUGGAAGAAGUUCCACUUGCCCCUUCAGAGAGUAAGCAAGAUAUUUUAUUCAUGAUUGAUGGCUCAGCCAACCUAUUGGGGCAGUUCCCUGUUGUCCGGGACUUUGUGCACAGAACUAUUUCUGAGCUCAAUGUGAAGCCAGAUGCCAUCCGAGUCUCUGUAGCUCAGUACAGCGACAACGUCCAGGUGGAGUUCACCUUUGAUGAACUCCCAUCCAAGCAGGAAAUACUCCAGAAAGUGAAACGAAUGAAGAUAAAAACUGGGAAACAACUGAACAUGGGGGCUGCACUGGAUUAUGCAAUGAAGAAUCUGUUUGUGAAGAGUGCUGGAAGCAGGAUUGAAGAACAGGUUCCUCAGUUCUUGGUUCUGCUUUCUGCUGGGAGAUCUACUGACAACGUGGAACAACCAGCAGAGGCCCUGAAAGGAAUUGGUGUUGUCGUUUUUAUUAUCGCAGCCAAGAAUGCCGAUCCCAGAGAACUAGAAAGGAUAGUUUAUGCUCCAGAGUUCAUUCUAAAAGUCGAUUCCCUUCCUAGAAUUGGAGACAUACAACCGAAGAUAGUGAACUUAUUGAAAACCAUAGAAAUUCAACGACCAGAAACAGCUGACGAAAGUCAGAAGAAGGAUGUGGUGUUUCUGAUUGAUGGCUCAGAUGGUGCCAGAAGUGGUUUCCCUGCACUGAGGGCCUUUGUGCAAAGAGUGGUCGAGAGCCUGGAUGUCAGUUCUGACAGGGUUCGUGUUGCCGUGGUGCAAUACAGCAACGUCAUACAACCCAAGUUCCUUCUGAACUCCUACUCUGAUAAAUCAGAUGUGAUCAGUGCCAUCCAGGGCCUGUCCGUUAUGGGAGGGGCUCCUCUUAAUACAGGUGCAGCCCUGGACUAUGUCAUAAAGAAUGUGUUCACCAGCCCAGCUGGCAGCAGAAUAGCUGAAGGUGUCCCUCAGCUAUUGAUUCUGCUGACAUCUGGCAAAUCAAGAGAUGAUGUGAGAAGGCCCUCGGUGGCCCUGAAGACCGGAGGCAUGGUGCCUUUAGGCAUUGGAAUUGGAAAUGCCGAUAUCACGGAGCUGCAGACCAUCUCUUACAUCCCAGACUUUGCUGUUGCCAUCCCUGACUUCAAUCAACUGGAUACUGUACAGCAGGUCAUCUCAGAGAGAGUCACUCAGCUUACUAGGCAACAAAUUGACCAGCUAGCUCUGGAUUUCAAAUUGUCAACACCCAGUCCAGUGAGCAGCAAGAAGGAUGUUGUGUUUCUCAUUGAUGGCUCCCAAUUUGUUACCAUUGAGUUCAAUCUCAUCCGUGGCCUGAUCGAACGGCUAGUGAGCUCCCUGGAUGUGGGUUUCGAUGCCACCCGGGUUGCUGUGAUCCAGUUCAGUGACGAUCCCAAGGUCGAGUUUCUUCUCAAUGCUUACUCCAGCAAAGAUGAAGUGCUGAGUGCUGUAAGAAGAUUAAGGCCCAAAUUAGGCCAAAGGGUUAACGUAGGAGCUGCCCUGGAGUAUGUGUUGAAGAAUAUCUUUACAAGACCUUCUGGAAGUCGCAUAGAGGAAGGUGUCCCUCAGUUUUUAAUAUUACUCUAUUCCCGCCCGUCUGCUGAUGAGGUUGAGGACCCUGCCUUACAAAUCAAAGUAACUGGUGUCGCACCUCUGACUAUCGGAAAGAAUGUGGAUCCUGAGGAGCUAACAAAGAUUUCUCUCAGCCCUGAAUAUAUAUUCCCAGUGAGAAGCUUCCAGGAACUACCCAGCCUAGAUCAGAAGCUCCUGACCCCUAUUAGAACAUUGACUUUAGAACAGAUAGAAAGGCUCCUGGAAGACAUAAAAGUCCCUUCAGAAUUGGACGGCAAUGAGAAGGACAUCGUCUUCCUCAUUGACAGCUCUGACAGCGUCAGGACCGACGGGCUUGCACACAUUCGGGAUUUCAUCAUCAGAAUUGUUCAGCAGCUGGACGUUGGGCCAAACAAAGUGAGAAUUGGUGUGGCCCAAUUCAGCAAUACUGUUUUCCCGGAGUUCCUUUUAAAACAACACAAGACCAAAGAUGCCGUUCUGCAAGCCAUACGCCGCCUGAGGCUCAGAGGAGGGUCCCCACUGAACGUUGGAGCAGCACUGGACUAUGUUGUGAAGAAUUACUUUGUUAAGUCUGCAGGGAGCAGAAUAGAAGACAGGGUCCCCCAGCAUUUAGUCCUCCUCCUUGGAGGGAGGUCCCAGGAUGAUGUGACUAGACCUUCUGCUUUGAUUGCAUCCACUGGGGUUAAAGUCCAGGGUGUAGGAGCAAGGAAUGCAGACAGCACUCAGUUGCAGAGAAUUAUCAAUGAUCCUAGACUUGCAUUCAUAAUCAGAGAUUUUACAGAACUCCCAACCGUUGAAAAGAGAUUCAUUGAAUCAUUAAAAGAACCUCAAGAGUCUACAUCCAUACCUCCUACAAUUCCAGUUCCUGAUGGUAAAAAGGAAGUCGACAUCGUGUUUUUGCUGGACAGCUCCAUCAAUUUAGGGAGAGAGAACUUCCAGCAAGUUAUCCAAUUUGUAUAUUCCAUAAUUGAUGCUCUCUAUUCAGAGGAUAAAUCCAUUAAAGUGGGAUUGGCCCAGUACAACUCUGAUGUGACCGAUGAAUUUUUUCUCAAGGACUAUACCACCAAAGACCAGAUCUUACGUGCUAUCAACAGAGUAGUCUAUAGAGGUGGCAGAGUGGCUAAUACUGGAGAAGGCAUCAAACACAUCCAGGCAAAGCACUUUGUGAAAGAGGCUGGGAGCAGGGGGGAGGACAGGGUCCCUCAAGUUGCUUUUAUUGUGACCGGAGGCAAACCUUUGGAUGAAGGACAGACAGCAGCACUGGCACUGACAAACGCAGGGGUCAAGGUGUUUGCCGUUGGUGUGAAAAACAUUGACCUGGAUGAAGUGAGCAAGCUGUCCAGUGAUAGUGCCACCGCUUUCAGAGUGGCAACAGCCCAGGAACUGUCAGAACUGAACGAACAAGUGUUGAUUACUCUCGAUGCUGUUAUGGAAGAGCAACUGUGUCCAGGAGUGAGUGAAUCCAGAGAAUGCAAACUGGAUGUGAUACUUGGGUUUGAUGUCUCAGAUGUUGGACCCGGGCAAAAUAUAUUUAAUUCUCAGAGAGCAUUGGAGUCCAAGGUAGAGAUCAUUCUGAAACGAAUUACCCAGAUGCAGAGGAUCAGCUGUACUGGCAACCAGCAGCCAACUGUGCGAGUGGCAAUCAUGGCGCAGACACCAACUGGAGCCAUUGAAGGAUUUGACUUUUCCGAGUACCAGCCGGAAUUGUUUGAGAAGUUCCAAGACAUGCGCAACCGUGGUCCAUAUGUUCUGACGCCACAGACGCUGAGAUCUUACCAGGACAAAUUUAGAACAGCUCCUGCCGACAGCGUGAAAGUGGUAAUUCACCUGACUGAUGGCGUAGAUGCUGGAAUGGCCCAGCUGGAGGCUGCGUCAGUCGCGCUGCAAAGAGAAGGUGUAAAGGCGCUCAUCUUUGUGGGCCUGGAGAGAACGCCAAAUUUUGAGGAUGUGAUGCAGUUAGAGUUUGGACGUGGGUUCACGUAUAACAGGCCUCUGAGAGUAAAUCUGCUGGAUUUAGAUUUCGAACUGGCAGAACAACUUGACAACAUUGCAGAAAAAGUAUGCUGCCGAGUGCCAUGCAAGUGUUCUGGGCAGCGGGGAGAUAGAGGAAUGCCAGGUACCAUUGGACCAAAGGGCAUUUCAGGUGAGAACGGCUACAGAGGCUAUCCAGGCGAUGAAGGUGGACCCGGUGAACGGGGUCCGCCAGGUGUCAAUGGAACUCAAGGAUUCCAAGGUUGUCCUGGUCAGAGAGGAAUUAAGGGCUCCCGCGGAUUCCCAGGAGAAAAGGGCGAACUGGGAGAAAUCGGCCUGGAUGGCAUAGAUGGAGAAGAAGGUGAGAGAGGCCUACCAGGCUCUUCUGGGGACCGAGGCAGUGCCGGCAGAAGGGGUGAUAAAGGCGUAAAAGGAGACAGAGGAGAACGAGGUGACCGAGGGCUUCGAGGUGAUCCGGGUGAGACUGGACUUGAUAACACACAGCGAGGACCCAGAGGCUCAAAGGGUGAAAUUGGACCAAUGGGAGAACCUGGACCAGAUGGGGGGGCGGGUUCCCCUGGUGGAGUUGGAAAUGAUGGUAGUUUCGGAAGAAGAGGGCCCCCAGGACCCAAAGGUGGCAAAGGUGCGCCGGGUCUACAAGGAACCGUGGGAGAACAGGGUACAAGAGGGCCACAGGGUCCUCCCGGUCAGAUUGGGACUCCAGGUCUAAGAGGAGAGCAAGGCAUUCCUGGCCCAAGGGGCGGUGGUGGUGCUGCCGGACCACCCGGGGAUCGGGGCAGGAUUGGUCCCUUGGGACAAAAGGGUGAACCUGGUGAUAUUGGAACAAAAGGACAGCCUGGAUUUCCUGGGCCUCGAGGAGAGACAGGAGAAGAUGGGCGAGAUGGAGUCGGCAGGCCAGGACCUAAAGGCAAAAGAGGUGAAACAGGAUUCCCGGGAUACCCAGGGCCAAAGGGCGCAGCUGGAUCUCGAGGUGGCGGUGGAGGUCCUGGCCCUAAAGGAAACAGAGGCCGCAGGGGGAAUGCAGGAGAGCCUGGGGAACCAGGUCAGAUCGGAGGGGUUGGAUACCCAGGACCACCUGGGCUUAAGGGUGAAAGAGGCGAAUCCAAAGAUCAAUGUGCACUUAUCCGGAGCAUCAAAGAUAAAUGUCCUUGCUGCUAUGGCCCCAAGGAAUGCCCUGUGUACCCAACAGAACUGGCAUUUGCUAUAGAUACCUCCUCAGGUGUCAAUAACAACAUUUUCAACCGAAUGAAGCAGACAGUGCUGAGAGUGGCUAACAACCUAAUCAUUGCCGAGAGCAACUGCCCCCGGGGUGCCCGUGUGGCAGUCGUGACCUACAACAGUGAUGUCACCACGGAGAUCCGUUUUGCUGAUGCCAGGAAGAAAGCCAAUCUCCUGGAACAGCUUCAAAACCUCCAAAUCACCCUGACGACAAAGCAGCGCAGCCUGGAAACUGCCAUGUCCUUUGUAGCCAGAAACACCUUCAAGCGUGCACGCAGUGGCUUUCUGAUGAGGAAGGUGGCUGUGUUCUUCAGCAACGGCCCAACAAGAGCAUCGUCACAACUUAACGAUGCGGUGCUGAAGCUGUACGAUGCUGGAGUCACGCCAGUGUUCCUUACUGACAGAGAGGAUCGAGCUCUCAUAAAUGCACUGCAGAUGAAUAACAGUGCAGUGGGACAAGCUAUUGUCCUUCCUACCGCUGCGGUUCCACUUAAUCAAACCAUUAGGAGACUACUGACAUGUCACAUUUGUUUGGAUGUAUGUGAUCCUGAUCCCAUCUGUGGCGUUAGUCCUAGUUCUCAAAGGCCUUUCUUCAGAGACAGGAGGGCAGUCCCCACGGACGUAGACAUUGACAUGGCAUUCCUCCUGGAUAGCUCUGAGAGCACCACUCCUUUGCAGUUCAACGAGAUGAAGAAGUACAUUUCCUACCUAGUAAAUCAGUUGGAGAUCAGCUCUAAUCCAAAGGCAUCACAGCACCAUGCAAGAGUGGCCAUUCUCCAGCAUGCUCCUUAUGAAUACGAAAGCAACUCAAGCUCAUUGCCAGUAAAAGUAGAGCUGUCCCUAACAGAUUAUAGGUCCAAAGACAAGAUGAUGGAUUUCAUUCUGAACCAAAUGGCCCAGCUAUAUGGCACAAGGGCUCUGGGAAGUGCAAUUAAAUACACAAUGGGACAUGUUUUCGAAAGUGCACCAAACCCCAGGGAUCUGAAAGUCAUGGUUUUGAUGAUGACUGGAGAAGUUAAAAAGCAAGAACUUGAGCACCUUCAAAGAGUUAUCCUGGGUGCCAAAUGCAAAGGGUACUUCUUCGUGGUACUUGGCAUCGGCAAGAAAGUGAAUGUCAAGAAUAUCUACAGCUUGGCUAGUGAGCCAAAUGAUGUGUUCUUCAAAUUAGUCGAGAAGCCGUCUGAGCUGCAUGAAGAGCCCUUACUGCGCUUUGCGAAAUUGUUACCGUCAUUUAUCAGCAGUGAAAACUCCUUUUACCUGUCUCCAGACGUACGGAAACAAUGUGAUUGGUUCCAAGGUGAUCAGUCAGCAAAGAGCUCUUCUAAAUUUGGCCAAAAAACAUCACACGGUGCAAAUAAUGUGACCACCACUGCACGUACGACCACCAGUGCACGUACGACCACCAGUGCACGUACGACUACCAGUGCACGUACGACCACCAGUGCACGUACGACUACCACUGCACCUACGACCACAACUGCACCUACGACCACAAGCGCAACGACCAGUGCGCGUAAAGCUACAGCGGCGAACACAACGACCAGUGCUCGUAAAGCUACAGCUACAAAGGGCAGCAAAAGUACCGGUGCACGUACAACUCCAGCUCCCAGUGCAAGUACAGCCGCUACAGACAAACCAGCGGUUAAAGUGAAGAGUGAAAUCCAGAUCAUUGACAUCACUGAGAACAGCGCUAAGCUACGCUGGGUGAACCCUGAACCCCAGACCCUUGACUUCUUUGACAUCACCAUCACCUCAGCACAGGACCACUCUCUAGUCCUGAAGCUAAACUUAACCAGCACUGAACGGGUGAUCGGAGGCCUCAGAAGUGGGCAGAAAUACCAGGUAGCAAUUACUGGGUACCACAAAUCACAAGCCAAAGUAACCUACAUGGAAACGUUCAGCACAAAAAGUAUGCCAGUGCCCAAGGCACCUUCAGUAGCGACUGCUAAUCUGAUGGUGAAUACUGAGCCUUUGGAACGGCCAGAAAUAGAUUUGACAGAUCCUUGCUUGCUGGAUUUUGACAUGGGCACACAGUGCAAGGAGUAUCAGGUUAUGUGGUUCUUUGACUACAAAAACAAGAUCUGCACCCAGAUUUGGUAUGGUGGGUGUGGCGGUAAUGCCAAUAGAUUUGAGACAGAAGCUGAUUGCAUUAGCAGAUGCUUGAAGCCAUCAGCUGAGAAAGUCAUGCAGCAACCACCCCUUGAGAAAAGAUUAUUGCCAGUCACAGAUAUCUGUAGGUUGCAAAAAGAAGAAGGAACCUGCAGGAAUUUCAUGCUCAAAUGGUACUAUGACUCAGAGACCAAGAGCUGUGCAAGGUUCUGGUAUGGUGGCUGCGGUGGAAACGAAAACAGAUUUAACACCCAGAAAGAAUGUGAAAAAGUUUGCAUUCCUGCUCACAUUAAUCCUGGGGUUGUCACGACAAUAGGAACCUAAAGACAGCAACAUAUCAACACAUACCUCUCAGAGAACCAGGAGUCAGCCAAUGCCAACUUACCCCUGUAGAAGCUAAGGGUAUAGACUACCUUGCACUGUACUAUUUCAUGCUUUAAAUUCCAAGCAAACCUUGAAGAGAGUGUUUUGCUGCAUGACCUAUCAAUAUGGUGCUAAACUGUUUGUGGACUGAGUACUACAUGUGUCCGGGUUAUAGUGUAUACCUUCAACUUUAUGUAAUAGUUAUCCACUGCAGAUUAUUUUGUUUGAACAUGUCUACAAACUACCAUUUCCUUCAGAUUCUGGCAUUAUGCCUGUUUAUGGCAAUGUAAAGUCUAGAAAAUAAGGGACAAAAUAAUUUCACUGCAACUGUUAUGUACUUGCUUGUAUCAUUUUCAUAACUGAGCAUAACUUUAGAUGGAAAGCCUAUGUGUAAAGGAGUCAUUAAUUCUGAUAAACAAGCAGUUCAGUUUUUCAUUCUGUUUUUACUCUUGCUGGAUUAGACUUCAAACGGAUUCUUUUUUACACAUUUGUGACAUAUGUGAUCAAUCAAACUAAAAAGAAAAAAAAAAAGCAAGAUUUCUGAAUACAGAUGCGCUGCUGGGACCAACACCUCAGUUAAAGAAUUUUUAAAUCGUGGUGUAGAAUGUUUUUGGCAUUCCUCUAAUGUUGUGUGUUUUAUCUUUUUUGUUUGUUUGCAGGGCUGGGGAUUUUUUUUUCAUUGUGAUUUUUGUUUUUAGGAAGUCUAUACAAAAGAACUUUUAAAUAAAGUCUACUGGAGGUUUCGAAA